GGUUUGAAACCGGAAACGGAAAUUUAGUGCACGUUGUUUGAAAAAAUGUCUUCAAGAGGAGGUUUUAGAGGCGGUCGAGGCGGCUUUGGUGGAAGAGGAGGAGGAGGCAGAGGUGGAGGUCGUGGCGGUGGAGGUCGAGGUGGAGGCAGAGGUGGCUUUGGCGGCGGUAGAGGAGGAGGCGGCCGAGGUGGUGGUCGUGGCUUCGGAGGAAGAGGAGGUGGUGGUAGAGGAGGUGGACGAGGAGGAAUGAGAGGAGGAAAAAGCGUUGUUGUUGAACCACACAGACAUGAAGGUGUUUUUAUCGCCAGAGGAAAAGAGGAUGCUCUAGUAACGAAAAACUUGGUAGUCGGUGAAGCUGUCUAUGGCGAAAAAAGAAUAUCAGUCGAUGAAAACGAAACAAAAAUUGAAUACAGAGUCUGGAAUCCGUUUCGUUCAAAAUUGGCCGCUGCUAUUUUAGGUGGUGUUGAAAAUAUACACAUGAAGCCUGGUUCAAAGGUUUUAUAUUUGGGAGCUGCUUCAGGAACUACCGUCAGUCAUGUUGCAGAUAUUGUUGGCCCUGAGGGGAUCGUGUAUGCCGUUGAAUUUUCACAUAGAAGUGGUAGAGAUCUUAUCAAUGUAGCAAAAAAGAGAACAAAUGUUGUUCCUAUUAUAGAAGAUGCAAGACAUCCAUUUAAGUACAGGAUGCUUGUCGGUAUGGUAGACUGCAUUUUCGCUGAUGUUGCACAACCUGAUCAGGCCAGAAUUGUAGGCAUCAACGCUCACAACUUUUUGAAAACUGGAGGGUUUAUUGUGAUUUCAAUCAAGGCAAAUUGUAUCGACAGUACUGCUAAGCCAGAAGCAGUAUUUGCCGGAGAAGUAAACAAACUAAGGCAGGAAAAGAUAAAACCUAAGGAACAACUAACCUUAGAACCUUACGAAAGGGACCACGCUGUCGUCGUUGGACAAUACAGGGCGCCAACUAAAGCUUAAACUUCUUUAAACUAGUUUUUAGACUCUGUAAAGUUUAGUGUUAUCGGUUUUUGUUUAUUAAAAAUAUUAAUACAUGAAGUAGUUAUAAGUUAAGAAAAAAAUUUAUUUACUGAUUAUAUACUAAUAUUAGUAUAUAUAUAUAAAUAUAGUAUUAAACAUUGAUCAUGAUUUGUCCUUUGGUCACGUUAUAAAAAUUAAGAUCGUGCAUAUGUUACGUGAUGUAGGGUUAACAUAUUUGUAGAUUUUUAAUACAUGGGACAUUCUGAGAACUAUUAAGGAAUUUUAAUAAAAACCAUUAAUUUGUAUUU
Messenger RNA from Dimorphilus gyrociliatus, 1277 nucleotides. NCBI's taxonomy places the organism in Eukaryota, Metazoa, Annelida, Polychaeta, Dinophilidae. The record is from the annotation of a GenBank genome assembly.